UUGCCCAAGCUGCAGAAUCUCGACCUCACCAACAACCGCCUCACCGGUUCCAUUCCGCCCUCCUUCACUCGCUUCACCAGCAUAGUCCAGAUUGAGCUCUACAACAACUCUCUCACCGGCACUCUGCCCCAGGGCUUCUCCAAUCUCACGACCUUGAGGCGUUUCGACGCCUCCAUGAACGACUUGACCGGGACCAUUCCCGACGAGCUCUGUGGGCUGGACCUCAAGUCGCUCAAUUUGUUCGAGAAUCGGAUUCAAGGGAGCCUACAUGAGAGUAUAGCCAGCUCCCCCAACUUGUACGAGCUCAAGCUCUUCAAUAAUCAGAUGAACGGGACUCUGCCCGCUCGACUCGGUCUCAACUCCCCGCUGAUGCGGCUGGCAGGGGCGGAGACACAGUGUUAG
Messenger RNA from Linum tenue, 402 nucleotides. Lineage: Eukaryota; Viridiplantae; Streptophyta; Magnoliopsida; Malpighiales; Linaceae. The record is from the annotation of a GenBank genome assembly.